This is a messenger RNA of Colletotrichum paranaense, 2166 nucleotides long. RefSeq lists its product as uncharacterized. Bases 1 to 2166 code for a protein of 721 amino acids. The record is from RefSeq and is a predicted model, not a curated record. The transcript has a single exon. NCBI's taxonomy places the organism in Eukaryota, Fungi, Ascomycota, Sordariomycetes, Glomerellales, Glomerellaceae.
AUGAGGCUCGACCUGGGGGACUCGGCAAGCAAUGGCUUCACAGCGGGGCCAGGAUCGUCCUCAAGGGCAUGGGAUCGCGACGUGAAGCUCCCGCCCGAGGAACCCAGCUUGCAUCUCUGCUCAAGACACCGCGUCAUGGACCUUAAACAGUCCGAUUUUGCAGCUAGGCCUCAGAAACACGCCCUGCCGCCCGACUGGCACUUUGGUACUUUAUCAGACGUUAUCAAACGGAGCGAUUAUUGCAGGUUCUGCAAGAUGAUCGCCUCAUCCGUCUCUACGAACAACUACAAAGACGACGUCGAGGUUCUGGGCUGUUGGGUUCCUGAUGUGACCUUUGAGGGAUCCGAUGGAAAUGGUACAGAGGAGACGACGAUGAACACGCUGAGGCUACGGAUUGCUCCGGAGAUGGUGGGAUGGGAGGACGCUUUUGCCCCGUUUGAUAUUGUUCCUCUGGCUAACAAGUCGGAGAACGAUAUGUUCAAGGGAAGGUUCAUCGACGAGAGGUCUAUUGACGGCGACCUUCUUAAGACAUGGCUGCGGACUUGCGAAGAGAAACACCACAUCGUCUGCUGGCGCAAGGACGAGCACGCCGUCGGCCCCAUCGACCCAUUCAUUCGACUUUUGGAUCUCAAAGACAAUUGCCUCGUUCAGAAGUCUGAUCUCCCAGAAUUUGUCGCGCUGAGUUACGUCUGGGGUAGAGGGGCAGUGAACUACAAACUCACAACUGAUAAUAUUGACGAACUCUUCAAGCCUGGCGGACUAAGCAACAAUUUCGACAAGCUGCCCAAGACGAUUCAAGACUCCAUCAAGCUGACUACCCUUCUCGGUCACCGAUAUCUGUGGAUCGACUCACUCUGCAUCAUUCAGAAGGGCAACGAUGACGACAAUAAGGUACAGCUUGCACUCAUGGACGUUAUCUAUAGCAGAGCCUCUUUCACGAUUGUUUCCGCCAAUGGCGAAGAUGCGAAUGCUCGACUAUCCGGCAGUCCUGGAAUCGACAGGAGUAAGAAGCAGUAUACCGCCGAGUACUCGUCCGACCUGACACUUCUCUCUCUCGUCCCCGACUUCGAGGACGGGGUUCAGCAAAUUUACUGGAACACGCGCGGUUGGACGUACCAGGAACGACUACUCUCACGCAGGCUCGUCUUCUUCACCGACAACAUGGUCUACUUCCAAUGCGGCCAGAUGACUUGCAGCGAAGACUUCAACAUGCUUCGCGACGAUGUCACCCAGAGCGCCUCCCAGCAGAAUAUCACCUUGUCUCGCGGGGAGGCGCCGCCGACUCUGACCCGGCGCCACCAGUAUCGCCUAGGCAUCUCGCCCGAAUUCUACUAUCGCAUGGUCACGGAGUACACAUCACGCGAGAUGAGUCACACAGAUGACCGCGUCAAUGGUUUCAAGGGUAUCUUGAACGUCAUCGAAAAAGUGCCCGAGUACAAAGGGGUCUUUGUAUGGGGUACCUGGGCGAAAGAUUUGCUUGCUUUUUCUCUGUUGUGGCAGCCGCGACAGGAACUCAGCAGGGUAGUCAAGUACAAGUCCGAUCCGCCACUUAUUCUCUAUCCGUCAUGGUCAUGGGCAGGCUGGACGGGAGCCGUUCGCUUUGACGACCUUGACGACUGGAACGGCUUGCCUGCCCUCGAGAGUACGUUCGAUCGGGUUCGUCCAGCAGGCUGGGGCGUCUCUCUUGAGCUGAACAAGAAAGAGACAUUAGAAAAACACGACUUUUACUUACGACUACGAACUAGGGUUGGGAAAUUCAGGCUCACUCUUCACGAUAGGAGCGGAGCCCUAAAGCCACCCUCGCUGCCGGAUGUCAAGGAACCCCCUGUUCGCUUUGGUGUCACGCACUCUGCCGCCCGGAGGCAAGGAGGCGAGGACGAAUGGCUUGGGUCUAUCCUGAUGCCCAAAAGCUAUAGGCAGAAGCUGGGAGGUCCCUAUGAGUUUGUUGUUCUCUCAGACGCGUACGGCUUCUCGGGAGAGGAGCUCUCGAGCCAUGCCAGCCAAAAGCCUUGGGAGGCUGUCAACGUGAUGUUGAUAUGUCGCAGUGGCACGAAGGGACAAGAUCCAAAGGUUGUUCCGGUUGUUCAACGGGCUGGCGUGGGCAGGAUGUUGAAGUCUGCAUGGGACGAGAUCUCAACGGAGCUGGAGGAGAUCUUGGUCGAGUAA